AUAAUAUGUUUUCAAUGAAUAUUAAUGAUUUUUUCAUUUAUAUUUUAAUAUUAAUUAUAAAAUUUGAAAUUAUUCGUUCAACAUAUUUAUAUCAAAAUGUAAGUGCCAGUAUCAGUCAAUAUGAACCGAUUGUUCGAUCAUCAACAACAACAACAACAACAAAUCAAUAUCAUCAACAUCACCAUAAUCAUCAACCAAAACAACAACAACAAAAACAUUUAAAUGAAAAUCAAACACAAUCAAUUCAAACAAGUGGUUGGACACCGGUUAUAACAACAACAUCAUCGACCACUAUUAAUACAAAUAAAAAUGGUAAACAAAAUCAACCUGCAACCAUUUUAUCAUAUCAAGCAAUUAAUCCAUCAUCAUCAUCAAUGCAACAAAAACCAUUACCAUCAUCAUCACUAUCAUCAGCGAUGGGCAGUGAAUCAGCAUCAUCAAAUAUUGUUGCAAAAGUUGUUCCAUUAGUUGCAACAAAUUUCAAUAAUAAUAAUGUUGAUCAACAACAACAACAACAACAACAACAAAAUUCAAUCAAUAUUUCAUCACAAUAUUUAGCAUCCGAAUCAAUAUCAAGAAAUAGUUAUCAAACACCACAUAAUGCUUAUAUGAUACAUCCAACUAAAUAUAAACAGGCAUUUUUUCCAGCUGAAUCAAUACGAACGGAAUAUAAUAAAAGUGUUAAAAAUUUACCAAUUCAUUCAACACAUUCAAAACGUAAAUCAUCAUCAUCAUCAUCGAAAGGAAAUAAAAUAAUCGAUUCAGUUGUUAUGCCAAUACCAAUGAUUAAACCACAUAAACAUGGUGCAACAUUAGGUUUUAAUCUACCUGAACAAGGAUUAACAUUAUAUUUAGAUAUUAAUGAAUUGGCAACAAAACCAAUGGCACAGAAUAUUGGUCUUAAAGUUGUUGCACAUCAAAAAAAUCAACAAUCAAAUCAGGAUGAUGAUGAUGAUGAUGAUAUCGAUGAUGAUGGUGAAGUUGAUGACAAUGUUGAUCAUGACGGCAGUUUUGAAAAACAAGAAAAUUCAAAUCGAUUUAGCAACAACAACAACUUAACAUCAGCAAUAACUGGAAGACGAAUCGUGAAUCCAGAUGGACCGAAAAAAAUUAUUGUAAAAAAAGCAAAAUUCCGUUAUCAAAUGGCUAUAAAUGAUUCGGCAAUAGCAAGAAAACCAUACAAAGUUGUAGCAAAAAAAGCAAAUAAUGGUCAAUUAUUAUCACCAAUGCAGGCUAAAUUUUCACAACAACAAAAUUCAACAGUAAACAUUAAUAAUAAUUUCUCUACAAUGAAUGAUCGAUAUAAAAAUCGUACGGCAAAUAUUCCACCAAGUGCAUCAAGAAUUCCAAUUACAUAUAGUUCAUUGAAAAAUGAUCAAUAUCAAGUAGAUUUGGGCAAUAAUAACAACAACAACAACAAUAAAAAUGAUCAAGCUAUACAGCAAAAAUUAAUCAAUUUUAAUGAUAUGAAUAUGGGUAAAAAUUCACAAAAAAAUGAAAGAGAAAUUAUUACAUUCAGUGAUGAUAAUGAUGGCGAUGAUGAUGAUGAUGAUAGUGAUAAUGGAUCAUCAGAUAUUAUGUUUCCAUUAAAUUUUGAUAAUCAUUAUGAUACAAAUGAUGAUGAUGAUGAUUCAAAUGAACAAAUGCUGCGUACAACAACACAAUUACCAAUUGAAACAACAACAACAUUUUGGUCGCUAAGAAAUCCAAAAGAUACAAAUUCUUAUCUAAAUGAACCAAAUGAUCUAGUACCAAAUGGUAAUACAUUAGAGGAAAAAGUUCGUAAACAAGAAAUGAUUGAUAAUGAAUUAGUACAACAGAUGCAGCUAUUGUUGGAAAAAAGUACAAAAUUAAUUGAAAUGUCAGCCGAUAGUUGUUCAGCAAAAAAUCAACAAUGUCAUUCACCACAGGAUUUUUGUACAACAGAAACGAAUUCAAUCAUUUCGAAUACAUCGACAACAAUACGUGAAAUUGCACAACAAUUAGAUGCACAUCAUAUUCUGAAUGAAGUAUCCAGUUUAUUUGAAAGUGAAUUACAAGAUUUUAUGGAUUUUUCAACAAAAGGUUUUACAAUAAUUUUACCAUCAAAUAAUGCUGUCAAACGUUUACCACCGAAUCUAUUGAAAAGAUGGCAUAAAAAUAUGGAAACAUUUAUGUUAAAUGGUUAUCUAAUUGAAGGUAUUCAUACUAUUGAUUCAUUAUCUAAAAAUAUGAUGAUAACAACUCGUGGCAAAACAAAACUUAUUAUUAAUCGUCCAUUCAAUGAAACAUAUACAAUCAAUGGACAACGUGUUAUACGAGCAAAUCAACAAACAUCAAACAAUGGCCUAAUACAUGUCAUUGAUGGAUUACUUUAUCCAGGUUCAAAUAAAGAUAUAAUUGAUACGUUAAAAUCUUGUGGACGUUUUGAUGGUUUUGUUACAUUGGUUGAAGGAACUGGUUUUGCUGAUCUUCUUCGUAAAGAAGGACCAUUCACAGUAUUUGUACCGAGUAAUGAUGCAUUACAAAAAGUUCCAGAUACUGAUCUAGAAGUGAUAAGAAGAAAUAUGACAGCUUUAAAAGAAUUUCUUAUGUAUCAUGUUGCUCAAGGAGCUUAUUAUAGUCAAGAUUUAAGAGAUGGACAAUUUAUGCCAUCAAUUCUAAACGAACAAUAUCUACAGGCAGGUGUUCGCGUUGAUGGAUGUUCACGACGAUUAGUCGAAGUAAAUGUAUCACCAUUAUAUCGUUCAGAUAUAGCAGCAUCGAAUGGUGUUAUUCAUGUUAUCGAUUGGAUUCUUAAACCAGAUGAUCGAGAUUGGUGUGAUGGUAUUAUUUUGCCAAAACGACGAUAAUAUAAUCAUGAUAUUGAUAUGAUUGAUAAUCCUAUUCAAUUUCUAUUAUUCAAAAAACAAAAAAACAAAAAAAAAACUUUGUCCAAGAUUUUAUCCUAAAUAAUUAAAAAAAUGCGCAAAUUAUUU
This is a messenger RNA of Dermatophagoides pteronyssinus (European house dust mite), 2957 nucleotides long. RefSeq lists its product as uncharacterized. Lineage: Eukaryota; Metazoa; Arthropoda; Arachnida; Sarcoptiformes; Pyroglyphidae. The record is from RefSeq and is a predicted model, not a curated record.